This is a messenger RNA of Cooperia oncophora, 900 nucleotides long. The record is from the annotation of a GenBank genome assembly. Lineage: Eukaryota; Metazoa; Nematoda; Chromadorea; Rhabditida; Trichostrongylidae.
AUGAAUCUUAAUGGCCUUGUGCUGGAAAAUGUCAAGGAAAGUUAUUAUUACAAGAAUCACCUCGUGGAAAUCGACACCGCUCAGCAACUUCUCGAUGAGGUCUUCUACAAGGUAAAACAUCUCGAACCAUGGGAGAAAGGAACACGAAAAGUGCAAGGAAUGACAGGAAUGUGUGGCGGCGUACGAGGAGUCGGUGCUGGAGGAGUCGUUAGUUCGGCAUUUUGUCUACUUUAUAGAUUUUUCAAGGUUCGCCUUACCAGAAAACAGUUAAUAUCCAUGAUCAAUAGUCGAGUGUCACCGUAUAUCCGCGGAUUAGGAUUCAUGUACAUACGUUACACACAACCACCAGCAGACUUGUGGGAGUGGUUCGAACCAUAUUUGGAUGAUGAGGAGGAGAUCGACCCAAGAUCAGGAGGUGGUGACGUUAUGACUUUUGGACAAGUCGUUCGUAUAAUGCUCACGAAACUCGACUGGUACGGUACACUGUUUCCUCGUAUUCCUGUAAGCUGUUUAUCAAAUUCACCAUUGAAACGGUCAUCAGUGCCGCAUCUGUUCCAGAAAGAGAUCGAUGAGAAAUUCGCUGAACGUAAAAGAGCUCUGUUAUUUGGUGACGGACGGUUGGAUUCGCGCCAUCGAGACCGCGACGAUGAUCGAUCUUCACGACGUCGGUCUCGCUCCCGUGAUCGUAAACGUCCAAGUAGUUCUGAGCGUCGACAUGAGGAUAAACGUCCUCGUCCCACUCGAUGUGGACACCAUCUCCGCCAUCACCACUGUACAAAACAUCGUAAGAUUUGCCCAGACAAAGGAAAAUUAGCUCGCGAAGCAAAGGAAGCCGAGAUGCGAGCUGAUGCAGAGAACGACAAGGCAAGAGAAUCGGAGAAUACGACACCAAAAGAUUAG